Molecule: messenger RNA, 2677 nt
Organism: Pelodiscus sinensis (Chinese soft-shelled turtle)
Lineage: Eukaryota; Metazoa; Chordata; Testudines; Trionychidae
Product: toll-like receptor 1
Biological process (GO): inflammatory response; cellular response to bacterial lipopeptide; toll-like receptor signaling pathway
Cellular component (GO): plasma membrane
Molecular function (GO): lipopeptide binding; signaling receptor activity; Toll-like receptor 2 binding
Source: RefSeq, a predicted model, not a curated record
AAUAAUACACCUAUUUUUAUCAUGACUUCAAUGUAGCUAGCACUGUGAGGCCUUUAAAAUAGGAGAGAUCUAUUUAGUUCCAGGAAAAGAUAUUUGAGUGUCAAUGUAAAUUUGUUUAACAGAAGAUAUAUACAGGUAUUAUUUAUUUUAAAACAAAUUUUAGAAAGGGAAAGCAAUUGAUGGAUCAGUUGAAAUGAGGAUAAAGGAAUAUAUGCUGUUUAGGCAACUGCAAAGCAUGAAAGCACGCAGUUCAAUAAUAUAAUUAAAUUAUCAAAAAGUCAUAUGAAUAAUGUCUGGAAAAAAUGUAAAUUUGUGGAAAAUUCACGUGUAAUUUCAUAAGAAAUCAGUAGAUGGCACAAACAACUUUUGGAAGGUUUGAGUGCUAAAUGUCGUUAUACAAAUAGGCAGGAUUACAGGAAGUUGUGCUUCUUAUCUUUUCCUGUGUAAUUUUUCUGCUUACUUACGCAGCAAGACUUCCUGGAGUCCCAGAAGUUCAUUUGUGGAGUAAAAAGCAGUUUGCAGUGUUGUUGUGUCCAUGCUGGUUUCCAGGACACAAGCAAGACAAGCUCUUGAGGAUUAAAACCGAUAUGGAGAAAUGAUGAAGGUCAAUGAACAUCUAUAAAGAAUAACCAAAAACAUGGUAGAAAACAGAAGAUCUUUCACAAACUCUUUUUUUUGUAGUUGUGUCUUUAUAAUAACUCUCUGGAACUAUAUCAAGCUGUCUGAUGAAUAUGAAUUUAUUGCAAAGUAUUCUAGUACCGUACCAGAAGACCAUUUUUACUAUGAAACUAAGAACCUGCCACCCUCACAUGAAAAGAGACGUCAGAUUCUAUCAGCAGAUAACAGAAUAAACCAUUCCAGUUGGGAUGUGGUACACAAUACUUCAGACAGUUUAGAACUGUCUAAUAUCUCAGAGAAUUCAAUAAACGAUUUAAUACAAUUAUUGUCAACAUUCAACAAAACCUCAAAAAUAAAAAAACUUACUCUGACUAAUAUUAAAACACCCUGGAAAAGCUUUAUUAAAUUUCUUCAGAUUGUGUGGCAAACAUCCAUUGAAUAUUUCAAUAUCAACAAUAUAAAACUAUUGUCACAUAUUGAAAAGCAGAUCUUCAACUACAGUGAUACUUCAAUGAAAGCACUGACAAUAAAGAAUGUUUCCAUUGAAAUAUUCUAUUUUUCACAGAAUGACCUAUACAGCAUAUUUUCAGAGAUGAACACUGAGGCCUUGACAAUAUCUGAUUCAAAGAUAAUACAUAUGCUUUGCCCUUCCAAGCCAAGUAUAUUUCAGGUUUUAAACUUUUCAAACAAUGAUUUGACAGACAUGGUUUUUGAAGACUGUGAGAACUUAUUUCUUUUGGAAACACUUAUUCUGCAGAAAAAUCAAUUAAAAAAACUUUCCAAAGUGAGCUCAAUGACAAGUAAAAUGAAAUCACUGAAAUAUUUGGACAUAAGUAGGAAUUUAUUGUAUAUUAAUGAGAAUGGGAACCAUUGCAACUGGAUUCAAACUCUGGCUAAACUGAAUUUGUCCUCAAACAAAUUGACAGACUCAGUUUUUGGAUGUUUGCCAAUCAAUGUCCAAAUACUUGAUCUACAAAAUAACCUGAUCAGAACUGUCCCCAAAGAUGUUGCUGAACUGAAAGCUUUGAAAGAGCUAAAUAUUGCAUUUAACGGGUUAACUGAGCUGCCUGGAUGUAAUCAUUUUAGGGGUCUGGAGUUCCUGAACAUAGAAGAGAAUUCAAUUCUCACGCCAUCAUCUGACUUCUUCCAUAGCUGUCAGAAUAUCAGAGAGCUAAGAGGAGGACACAAUCCAUUCCAAUGUUCUUGUGAAUUACGAGACUUCAUUAAUUUUGAAAAAAAAUCAGGUGGAAGGUUGAUUGGCUGGCCAGAAUCCUAUGUGUGUGAAUAUCCAGAUGGCCUAAAGGGAACCCAGCUAAAGGACUUUCAUUUGUCUGAACUAUCUUGCAAUACAACCCUCUUGCUUAUUAUAGCUAUAGUUGUUACAGUCUUGGUAGUGGCUGUGACAUCCUUUCUGUGUAUCUAUUUUGACAUAAUGUGGUAUUUGAAGAUGAUGUGGCAGUGGGCACAAACUAAACGCAGGGUUCGCUACACACACCCUGAAGAUCUGCAAAACAUUUUACAAUUUCAUGCUUUUAUUUCAUAUAGUGAACGUGAUUCCCUCUGGGUGAAGAGUCAUUUGAUCCCAAACCUGGAGAAGGAAGAUGGGUCUGUACAGAUCUGUCUGCAUGAGAGGAACUUUGUUCCCGGCAAAAGCAUUGUUGAGAACAUUAUAAACUGCAUUGAGAAAAGUCACAAAUCAAUCUUUGUUUUGUCUCCCAAUUUUGUUCAGAGUGAAUGGUGUCACUAUGAGCUUUACUUUGCCCAUCACAAAUUGUUUAGUGAAAGUUCCAAUAGCUUAAUCCUCAUUUUAUUGGAACCAAUCCCACAGUAUCUGAUUCCUGCCCGGUAUCACAAGCUGAAAGCUCUCAUGGCAAAGAGAACAUAUUUGGAGUGGCCAAAGGAGAAAAGCAAACAUGGACUUUUCUGGUCUAAUCUUAAGGCGGCUAUUAACAUUAACCUGCCAGUAUCUGCCAAAGUGGUGUAGAAAAAGACAGAAGUUAUUUUCAUUUUAAUUGUCUUUUUGUCUUUUAUGAUAAUACAAUAAACAUUUGAUUAUGAA